Messenger RNA from Dibothriocephalus latus, 354 nucleotides. NCBI's taxonomy places the organism in Eukaryota, Metazoa, Platyhelminthes, Cestoda, Diphyllobothriidea, Diphyllobothriidae. The record is from the annotation of a GenBank genome assembly.
AUGGAGACGAGGGCUGUUUCUGUUGGACCGGUGAUUUUUCAACAGCAUAAUGGCAUGAGAUACUUUGGGUUCGGUAUGAAUGACUGUGGGUAUACAUCGAUAUGCGAUUAUGCUCCCCAGUUCGUUGGACAUGAACAGCAUGAUGCCCAUGAGUUGAUGAUGGUUCUCCUCGACGUUCUGCAGGAGGACUUAAACAAGGUUCAACUGAAACCCUACAUCGAACUAAAAGAUGCCGAUGGCCGUAUCGACGAAGUGAGUAAUUCCACAUUUUUCAAUUUCCCCACUUGUGUCAUUCGGCUUCCAAUUAUUACAAGGGCUUGCAUACAGCGAAAUGGUAAAUUCAUGUGUCUUUAG